Molecule: messenger RNA, 1991 nt
Organism: Hyaena hyaena (striped hyena)
Lineage: Eukaryota; Metazoa; Chordata; Mammalia; Carnivora; Hyaenidae
Gene: CENPA
Product: centromere protein A
Exons: 4
Coding region: 148-561 (137 amino acids)
Cellular component (GO): nucleosome
Molecular function (GO): structural constituent of chromatin; protein heterodimerization activity; DNA binding
Source: RefSeq, a predicted model, not a curated record
ACCGCGGAGGUUCCGGGAGCGGCCGAGCACGCACCCCAUCGGGGCUCGCGGCCAGGACGCUCCCGGGCUUCCCCCGGACGCCAGCCUCUGUCCCCGGACCCCGAAGGCCGCGAAGGAGCCGCGGGGCAGCCACUCUCGGCGCCCGCCAUGGGCCCGCGCCGCCGGAGCCGCAAGCCAGAAGUCCCGAAGAGGCGCGCCGCAAGCCCGACCCCCCGCACCCCCCGGCGGGGCCCCUCAGGCACUUCUUCCCGUCAGCGCGGUCCCCGGAGAUAUCGGGUUCUGAAGGAGAUCCGAAAGCUUCAGAAAAGCACAGACCUGUUGUUAAGGAAGAGCCCCUUUGGCCGCCUGGCGAGAGAGAUCUGUGUUAAAUUCACUCGCGGUGUGGACUUCUGCUGGCAAGCCCAGGCCCUGUUGGCCCUACAGGAGGCUGCGGAAGCCUUCCUGGUUCAUCUCUUUGAGGACGCCUACCUCCUCUCCCUACACGCCGGCCGCGUCACUCUCUUCCCGAAGGAUGUGCAGCUGGCCAGGAGGAUCCGGGGCAUUCAGGAAGGGCUUGGCUGAGCCCCGCCGCCUGUCUCCGUAAGCCAUAAGCCUUUCCUGUCGGCCAAAGAGAGAGUGAGAGAGCGAGCGCUCACUCGAUCUCUCCGGGGAGGAAGCACCCAGCGUCUGUCGCCGGGAUGGGAGUUUCCCUAACGGACGUUCCACCCUUGGUCCCUUGCUGUCUCAGCCCGCUUUGUUCUCUAGGAAAGGUUUGACUUGGUUUUAGCUUGAGUGCCUGGGACUCUGUGGCUCAUGUGCACUUUUGUCCCAUGUUGAAUAAAGAUCUUUAUUUAGUCAUGACCAGAUGACAUGAAUCUGUCAGAGUUCAGCCUCUGUUUCACAAGGACCAGAUGACCCAUUCUGAUUAAGAGAAGGUUUUCUUAACUUUGGAAAAUGCUUUGUUUGGUAUCAAACACGAUGCCUGAAUUUCGGGGAUGAUACCAGGGACUCUGCCCGGAGCCAAGAACCGACGCACGGAGUUCAAGGAGAUGCCUGGGCUCGUUUCGGAGCAGGGUACCUGUUGCUCUUGUUACACUGGUUGUUUUAAGAAGAAGACUGCAUGGCUUUCCUCUGUAACAGAGGUGAUCUCUGACAACACCAACAUCAUGCCAAAGGACUGAGAGUUAUUUUUAGAGAAAGAGACUCCAAGGUUCACUUCAGUUGGCGAAUUAUUCACACGACUGCAGAAUGAGUUUGAAGACCUCAGAUUUUCAGGUUAUGGGAAAGAAGGGUAUUUACUUAUUGUUUUAGAUCUUCCUGUACCUUUAAAUCUUUACGUUCUGAUGUUCUGGUCCCUCUUAGUAAAUUCCUAUCAAAGUCAUUCAGAAAUUCGAGCUUGCAGGUUUUAUUUUCUUCUUUUUCAUAAACCAUAGAAGACGUGUCUUAAUUUUUACACUUUAGAAUUUUUCAUUCCAGGAUUUUAAAGUGCCUUUUCAAAGUUUUUACAAAGGCGUUUUUAUAACUUCUUUGUGGAGAGAGAAUAAAAAUAAGAAUAAUUCUUUAAUGACAAAAAUGUAAAGCAAAGCUACUGUUAUAGCAUUAGAGACGCGACGUGUUGUGUGUAUGAAUGUUCAGUUCUUCAUUUGUACGCUGUUUUGCGAGCAGCCACUACUUAAAUAAGAGAAUUGAGGGACGUGUUUUUGCCUCCCAUGGAGUAGAAUAUGUGUGAGCGGAUAAAAACCUUGCCCUUCUAUUGUAAUAACUGAAAGCAGUUUAAGAAGUUACCAGAGAAAUGGAAAGGUCGGCUUUGAGAUUUUGCCCGCGACGGAAAUGAUUAGCAAGGGUAGACUUCUGACAGUGAUAUGUCUGGCGACCAAAUUCCAGGACUAGCUGAAGGGAAGGACCAAGUUCUAUCACUGAAUAAACUUUAACCCUUUGGAAAAACCUUCCUGUUCAACAUCAAUUCCUAUUUAUGCAGACAUUUGAAUAAAGCUUAUCUAUCGAUGAAUAUA